AUGAUGACGAUUGCAAAGUUGUUUGCUGCGGCCUCUUUCCUGCUGACGUGCCCAGUACGAGCUGAAGUGAACUUUCAGCCUCCUGUUCUCGAGUCCGAGGAUGGGGUGCUUGAUGUCGUCCUUGACAUUGGAUUUGCAACCACGCUGAACGGUACACGCUUCUCGCCUCAGUACAAUGGUGGCCCUGUAGGACCGACGCUAAGGGUCAUUCCAGGCGACACCCUUAGAGUAACCUUGAACAAUAACCUGCCUCCUUCGCCUCCUGGUGACAUUGAGCUAUUGAACUACGUGAAAAACCCUCAGAACGAAAUCGAUAGCUAUGUCAACGUGACGAAAAUUUACAAUCGGCUGUCUUCGAUCGGAAACGUGUACAACCCCGAAUACGGCUUUUGGGGCUUCAAUCUGGCCAGCUUACAUUUUCACGGUGCUGGAUUUUCACCGUCCAUUGAGGAUCUUCGCAACCCUAUUGACGGAGGCGAGUCCAAAUCAUUCGAGUUCAAAAUUCCAGAAGAUCAUCCACCUGGUUUGGUGUGGUAUCACAGCCACAAUCAUGGCCUGGGAGAGUACGAAAUGAUGAGUGGUUUGUUUGGAGCCAUGAUUAUCGAAGGCACUGCCAAUGAUGUUACCGCUAUUCCUGAGAUUGAAAGUGCUACUGAAGUGGUCAUGAUCUUGAACGAAGUUUUGGUGGAUGAAAAAACAGGCAUACCACCCCCUUUCUUCCCUAUUGUGAUGGCUUUCGAUUGGAAGUCUGUUGUCAACGGCAGGCUUGCGGAGGAAACGAAGUACGAAUUCCAGCAGGGAACAACCGUUCUUUUUCGCACAAUCAGUGCCGGUGUAGAAGCAACGAUUGGUUUGUACUUUGUGGAAACCAAUGCCCCGGAUUUUGUCCUGGUGGCCGAAGACGGCUUCAUUGUUCCUACGAUUGAAUCCAAAUCAGAUGUCUCUAUCCCGGCGGGAGCUCGGAAAGAAUUCCUGGUUCGGUUCGACCAGCCUGGAACAUUCCAUUUACGACGACAUCCUUGGACUGUGCAUGGUCUCCGUGGGGUCGAGGCUUGUAAUGCGUCCUUUGGAAUUGAGUCUGACACAUGCGUUUCUUACGACGUUGAUAAACCAAUCGCUACAAUUACUGUUCUCGAAGCAGACCCCCCUGUUGAAUCGAGCCUCCCAACUGAACUCCCGGAGUAUCAUCAAGUCUACAAAGACAUGGAAAUGAUGCCCGUUGUCAAGAAACGCACCAUCACAAUGCAACAAGCGAUCGGGUUCCCAAUCUUCCAGAUUCCCUACGAGGGACCCUUUGUGCCUCCAGGGGUGGGAUUUGGCAUCAACGGACGGUUGGUGACUCCUCACUUUCGCCAUGGCGAGAUCCAAAGUUCUACCUGCGAGGAGUGGACAGUGAUCUCUGAUCCGCCCGCGGCAGAGCAUGCCUUCCACAUACACACCAAUCCUUUCCUGGUCACAGCUGAAGAUGGGGUUCCGGCUGAGAAGCCAUUUUGGAGAGACACGUACGCGAUAUACGGAGCCAAUAUGACAAUCAAAACUUGUUUCAACCACCUCAAGCGUGGAGACUAUGUUUUGGUCCACUGUCACCAGAUGGCUCACUUGGGAAUUGGGAUGGGAGCGUAUUACUCGGUCGUUGGCGGCGGCAAUGAUGUCACGAUGGACGAUCUAGACAGCCUGGACUACUUGGUCGACGGGCUAACCCCAGGAAACACCACAGAGGAGGUUGUCGUCGAGCGAAGCGACACGAACGAAACCGUUGAAAAAGAGUCUGAUGAAAGUGCUGCCUCUCAGAUUUCGCUCUCGAUCUUUGCUUUCAUCAUGGUGGUGAUGUCCUGCACCCUUGCAUCCCAAUUCCUGGCGUUGCUUGCAUAG
Molecule: messenger RNA, 1872 nt
Organism: Seminavis robusta
Lineage: Eukaryota; Bacillariophyta; Bacillariophyceae; Naviculales; Naviculaceae
Source: the annotation of a GenBank genome assembly